Lactuca saligna is the source of this 3628-nucleotide messenger RNA. Lineage: Eukaryota; Viridiplantae; Streptophyta; Magnoliopsida; Asterales; Asteraceae. The record is from the annotation of a GenBank genome assembly.
CUCGUUUUAAUAUUUGAAUUUUGUACGAAGCGGAGAUGGACCCCCCAAUUCGUCAAAUAUAUACACACUCAUUGUAGCCGUUAGCAAAACUCAAAUCCUCCACACUCUGUUCUCUCUCGCCAAACACAUUUUCAACCUAUCAAACAAAAAUCAAAUCUCAACUUUGUGAAAGCAGUCGUUCCAUCCAACAAUUUUCGAUCUUGAUCAACUCUUCUUGUUCAAGCACAGGGAAUGGAGUAUAAAAGGAGCACAACGUCAAUGACGCCGGAUCAUAAUGGGAAAGCGGGAGUUGGAAUGGUAGCCACUCCGAUGCCGUUUCUUACUCCUAGACCCGAACGGAGGCGUCCGGAAUCUAGAGGUAUCGAUUGGAAUUCUAGUAAAGUUGAGAAAGAUCGUGGUGAAGUUAACAUCCAAGUUUUGCUCAGAUGCAGGCCCUUAAGCGAGGAAGAACAAAAGUGCAACGUACCAAAGGUGAUAACAUGCAACGAACACAAAAGAGAGGUAGCAAUAUUGCAAAAUGUCGCCAACAAACAAGUAGACAAACUCUUCACCUUUGACAAGGUUUUCGGGCCCAAAGCACAACAGAGAUCAAUAUACGACCAAGCAAUCUUUCCUAUUGUAAAUGAAGUGCUUGAGGGCUUCAAUUGCACAGUUUUUGCAUAUGGUCAAACUGGUACUGGUAAAACAUACACAAUGGAAGGAGGGAUGAGAAAUAAGGGUGGAGACUUACCUGCUGAGGCAGGGGUAAUUCCAAGAGCAGUUCGCCAAAUCUUUGAUACACUAGAGUCUCAAAAUGCUGAUUACAGCAUGAAAGUUACUUUCUUAGAACUUUACAAUGAAGAAAUAGUUGACCUUCUUGCCCCUGAAGACCACACCAGAGCUAUAGACGAGAGGCAAAAGAAGCCAAUCUCCUUGAUGGAAGAUGGGAAAGGCUGUGUUCUUGUAAGAGGUUUGGAAGAAGAAGCUGUAUACAGUGCAAAUGACAUAUAUACCCUCCUGGAACGAGCAACUGUUGGAAGUGAGGAACUUAUUAAAUAUGGGAAGCUUAAUCUUGUUGAUUUGGCAGGGUCAGAAAAUAUUUCCCGGUCAGGUGCCCGAGAUGGUAGAGCAAGGGAGGCUGGAGAAAUAAACAAGAGUUUGCUUACAUUGGGACGUGUCAUUAAUGCACUUGUGGAGCAUUCUGGUCAUGUUCCAUACAGGGAUAGUAAGCUGACAAGGCUGUUAAGAGACUCACUUGGUGGAAAGACCAAAACCUGCAUCAUUGCAACUGUUUCUCCAUCUGCUCAUUGUUUAGAAGAAACAUUAAGCACUUUAGAUUAUGCACAUCGUGCUAAAAACAUUAAAAACAAACCAGAGGCAAAUCAGAAGAUGUCUAAAGCUAUGCUGCUCAAAGAUAUGUAUUUGGAAAUUGAAAAAAUGAAACAAGAUCUUAGAGCAGCUAGGGAAAAGAAUGGCGUAUACAUUCCACAUGAAAGAUAUGCACAGGAUGAAUCUGAAAAGAAGUUGAAGAGUGAAAAGAUUGAGCAGCUGGAGAUUGAUUUAAACAUCAGUGAGAAGGAAGUAGAUAAAUACCGAGAACUCUUUGAAAGUGAACAAGAAAAAAGGUUGAGCCUUGAAAGUGAUCUCAAAGAUUGCAAGGAAGAUUUGGAAAAAAGUAACAAGUCCUUACUGGAGAUUCAAGGAAAGCAUAGGGAAGCCAUGUCAAUGUUGAAGAAAAAGGAAAUUUUCAUCUCCAAACUUUUAGAUUCAGAAAACUGUCUAGUUGAACAUGCAAAAGGUCUGCGUAACAAAUUACAAGAUGCAUCAGAAGACAUAACUGGAUUGUUUUCAAAAAUAGAUUAUAAGAGCAAGUUAGAAGCAGAAAACCAAGGGCUACUUUUGUCAUUUGGUUGUGAGCUUGAUCACAGCCUAAAAGAUCUGCAGAAAGUUGUAUUGAGUUCAGUUUCACAACAGCAGCAACAAAUGAGAUGCAUGGAAGAACAUGUCUCUGUGUUUCUUGAUACUAAACAUGAUAAAACUGAGGUUUUGGAAUCAAGGAUCAAGAACAUAACAGAGACAUACACAUCAGGCAUGAAGGUAUUAAAGGAGCUUGUUGACACAUUGCAAAAAGAAGCUUCUUCUGAUUUGGUUCAUAUGAAGUCCAGAAUAUCAGAUCAAACAUUGGCAAUCGAAAAUAUCUUUAAGAAUGCAGUCAUGGAGGCUAAAAAUGUCACAUGUGAUAUUCAGAAUUCUAUAGCUGAUCAGAAGCAGAUGCUGGCUGUAUCUGUUCAGCAACAUGAAGAGGGAGUACAUAAAAGUUUGGAGACUUCACAUGAAAUCUCAAGGGCAGUAAUUGGUUUCUUCAACAAUCUGAGUCAGCAAGCUACCAAACUCAUGAAAAUUCUUGAAGAAAAUCAUAAAACAAGAUCACAUCAGCUAAAUGCAUUUGAGAAGAAUUUCAAGGAAGAUGCAGCCAGAGAAGAACAAUUGGCAAUAGAAAACAUUUCAACAAUCUUGAAGAAUUUGAUAGCAAAACAAACUUCAAGGUUCUCUGAGGCAUCACAAAAUCUUGACAACUUAAGUUCACAAGACAACAAGAUCUUGCUGCAAGACAUAUCCAACAUGUUGCAGACAUCAAACGAUGGAAAGACUGAAGCAAAUGAAUAUAUAGAAAAGGCGAAAACUCAUUAUACAGAAGCCAUGUUUAUUUCAACUCAAAAUCAAUCAAUGAUGGAGAAUUGCUUUGAGGAUUGUACAAAUAAGGUUGGAAAAUCCUUGCAACACUGGAACAAUACAGAGUUGGUGAUUAAUCGUGUUAAUGAGAGCAGCAUAGUUGAGACAGAAUUGUUUAUAAGUGAGAAACUUCAUGUAAACAAACUUAGAAGUGAAGAGAUUGCUUCAACACACGUGUCGAUGGAUGCAAAAUUCCAUUCAGAUGCUACAGAUUUGAAAUCAUCUGUUAUUGAUUCACUCAUGGUGGAUCAAGAAAUGAAGAAAGAAUUGGAUUCUGUGUCAAAGACAUGCUUACAUCACCUUACAUCCUUGGAAGAUGAACAUGAUGAUAGAACAAAAAACAUGCUAAACCAAUCUGAGUGCCUAAAGAAAGAUUACAAGGUUGAUGAUGAUUCUGGUGUGAGAAAACGUGAGAUAGAUGUGCCUAGUUUGAUAUCCAUAGAGGCAAUGCGAACACUUGCUUUUGAAGAUCUUUUAGCAACAAAUACUGCUUAUGAAAAUCGACAAAAGUGUGUGGAAAAUGGAAGCAAAGUGAAACAUCAUCAACAUAUAAGCUCGGGGUCUCCUAACCGAUGUCCUUUUGCAGAUGUUAACUAAUUUUUUAGUGUAAAAGGAUAUGUCAAGGUGAAAGAGCUUUUUAAAGCAUAUAUAUAAUUAUAGUUUCAUGUUCUUAGUGAAGUUCGAAACUUUGUUAUGCACUCAUCUACUAAUGAGUGGCUUGUAUUCGUUUUGGAUGUGGCAAACGGGCAGGUUGACUCGUUAAUAUUCAUAUAAUAGGUAGGUUGUAAUCAUCUGAACACCGUUUUAGUCGAUUUUCAAACUGUUUGGCCUAUUUCAUUGUAAAAUAUCAAUUUUUAUUUUGCUUAUCCUAAGGAUACACAUAAAAAACAUUAAUAAUGAAACUAAGAGGAGUGGC